GACCCGAAUCGCAGAACCCCCUCAGCGUGCAGAUGGCAGGUGGACAGGACCUGUAGUCUCAAGAGGCCUUCCGUGGGGCUAGCUCCGAGUGGUGCUUCGCACACCUGGGAGACCUCAGGAGGAGGUGUGGCCACCCCAGUUUUACAGCAGGCCGAGCAGUACAAACAGAUCUGAGUCCAGCAUGGCAGAUCCUGGUGAUGGCCUCCGUACAGCUCCUGGGGAGGUGGCUGAGCCCCCUGGAGAUGAGAGUGGUACCUCUGCUGGGGAAGCCUUCCCCCUCUCUUCUCUGGCCAAUCUGUUUGAGGGGGAGGAAGGUUCUUCUUCUCUUUCACCGGCGGAUGCUAGCCGCCCUGCUGGCCCCGGGGAUGGACGUCCAAACCUGCGUAUGAAGUUCCAGGGAGCUUUCCGCAAGGGGGUUCCCAACCCCAUUGACCUGCUGGAGUCCACCCUGUAUGAGUCCUCAGUAGUGCCUGGGCCCAAGAAAGCGCCCAUGGAUUCCUUGUUCGACUACGGCACCUACCGUCACCACCCCAGUGACAACAAGAGAUGGAGGAGGAAGGUCGUGGAGAAGCAGCCACAGAGCCCCAAAGCUCCUGCACCCCAGCCACCCCCCAUCCUCAAAGUCUUCAACCGGCCCAUCCUCUUUGACAUUGUGUCCCGGGGCUCCACCGCUGACCUGGAUGGACUACUCUCCUUCUUGUUGACCCACAAGAAGCGUCUGACUGAUGAGGAGUUCCGGGAGCCAUCCACGGGGAAGACCUGCUUGCCCAAGGCCCUGCUGAAUCUAAACAACGGCCACAACGACACCAUCCCAGUGUUGCUGGACAUUGCGGAACGCACCGGUAACAUGCGUGAAUUCAUCAACUCGCCCUUCAGGGACAUCUACUACCGAGGCCAGACGUCCCUGCACAUUGCUAUUGAACGACGCUGCAAACACUAUGUAGAGCUUCUGGUGGCCCAGGGAGCCGACGUGCAUGCCCAGGCCCGAGGGCGCUUCUUCCAGCCCAAGGAUGAGGGUGGCUACUUCUACUUCGGGGAGCUGCCCCUGUCCCUGGCGGCUUGCACCAACCAGCCGCACAUCGUCAACUACCUGACAGAGAACCCUCACAAGAAAGCUGACAUGAGGCGACAGGACUCCAGAGGCAACACGGUGCUGCACGCGCUGGUGGCCAUCGCCGACAACACCCGAGAGAACACCAAGUUUGUCACCAAGAUGUAUGACCUGUUGCUUCUCAAGUGUUCCCGCCUCUUCCCGGACAGCAACCUGGAGACCGUCCUCAACAAUGAUGGCCUUUCACCCCUCAUGAUGGCUGCCAAGACGGGCAAGAUAGGGGUCUUUCAGCACAUCAUCCGGCGGGAGGUGACAGAUGAGGACACACGGCACCUGUCUCGCAAGUUCAAGGACUGGGCCUACGGGCCUGUGUAUUCUUCUCUCUAUGACCUCUCCUCCCUGGACACAUGCGGAGAGGAAGUGUCCGUGCUGGAGAUUCUGGUGUACAACAGCAAGAUCGAGAACCGCCAUGAGAUGCUGGCUGUGGAGCCCAUUAACGAACUGCUGAGAGACAAGUGGCGUAAGUUUGGGGCUGUGUCCUUCUACAUCAACGUGGUCUCCUACCUGUGUGCCAUGGUCAUCUUCACUCUCACUGCCUACUAUCAGCCACUGGAGGGCACGCCACCUUACCCUUACCGUACCACGGUGGACUACCUGAGGCUGGCUGGUGAGAUCAUCACGCUCUUCACGGGAGUCCUGUUCUUCUUUACUAGUAUCAAAGACUUGUUCAUGAAGAAGUGCCCUGGAGUGAAUUCUCUCUUCGUUGAUGGCUCCUUCCAGUUGCUCUACUUCAUCUACUCUGUGCUGGUGGUUGUCUCCGCGGCGCUCUACCUGGCAGGGAUCGAGGCCUACCUGGCCGUGAUGGUCUUUGCCCUGGUCCUGGGCUGGAUGAACGCCCUUUACUUCACCCGCGGGUUGAAGCUGACGGGGACCUACAGCAUCAUGAUCCAGAAGAUCCUCUUCAAAGACCUCUUCCGCUUCCUGCUGGUCUAUCUGCUCUUCAUGAUAGGCUAUGCCUCGGCCCUGGUCACCCUCCUGAAUCCAUGCACCAACAUGAAGGUCUCUACGCUGGCCAAUAGGCACGUGAUACUGAGCGCUCAAGGUGCCUCUGCCACCAAGAGCUGA
This is a messenger RNA of Grammomys surdaster, 2176 nucleotides long. It is a transcript of the gene Trpv4, whose product is annotated as transient receptor potential cation channel subfamily V member 4. Bases 182 to 2176 code for a protein of 664 amino acids. NCBI's taxonomy places the organism in Eukaryota, Metazoa, Chordata, Mammalia, Rodentia, Muridae. Gene Ontology annotation, cellular component: cilium; membrane. Gene Ontology annotation, molecular function: protein binding; calcium channel activity. The record is from RefSeq and is a predicted model, not a curated record. The transcript has 14 exons. Gene Ontology annotation, biological process: actin filament organization; osmosensory signaling pathway; calcium ion import across plasma membrane.